AUGUCGGAUAUGCAACAAGAAGAUGUUUCCAAACUGACGGAGGGUUCACAUUCGUCAGCCAGCAAAUGGACCGGUCUCUCCUCGUUUCUGACCCCCCAGAGUUGGCAAUUGAACCGCAAUUCCGACUCUAUCAACAUGGAACACGUCGAAGAAGAAAUCGAAAUUGAAUAUUCUCAAACUCCCAUGAACAACAAUUCUUCACCAUGGAGACUCUUUCACACGGCUCCCUUUACUUCCCCCUUGGCAACCGUUCCUUCCGAUACCUCGUCCUCCACUGUCCCUAGUGACGAAGAAAAUGAAGAUUCUGACGAUACUGACUUUAUCAAGGCCUACAUUGCCUCCAUGGAAACCUUUCUCGCGACGAAUACCAAGGCGAGACAAACCAUUAGUGCCAAGGAUUCGAGGCGCAACACCAAUCGAAAUGCCAGGGUUAAUGCUCUGGGUCAGAUUGAAGAGGACAAUGCACCUGUGACUCCUGCUCAAGUUGUCCCUCAAGUAGAGUUUGAUUCCAAUCAGACCAAAUUCUAUGUCGAAUCGGAAAUCUCGGGCGAAACGGGUGGCGAUUCCUUGCUGGCCGGUAUUUCGGUGGGGACCGAAGCCGCAGCUUCCAUUGAAACUGUGGAUGUCAGCAAUCAUGAUAAAAAGAAGAGACUACUGGGUCUUGGCAAAAGUCCAGCACGCAAAGUUCAGGUACUGGUACCUCAACCACCAAGAGAACCUGCCUCGCAUGUACCAGCUGCUACCGAAAGCAUGUCGGGAACUGCCACUACUCAUCGGGAUGAUAGUACCAAGGCUGUGGUUGUUCCCAUGAGAGAAAAAGCUUCCGCUCCUAAGAAAUCAUCGGAUCCACUCAAGAAGAAGCUCAAGACUUUGGAUGAACCCAAGAAGAAGAAAAAGCUUAUACAGACUCGCACCACUGUGAACCGGUCACUUCUUCGCAAGAUUGUCCUGUUUUUGCUCGUGGUUAUCGUUCUUGCUGUUACUAUUUCCUAUACUUCAUCUGGAUCAGAGGACAGCGUGUCACAGGCCGCGGCUAAUGGAGGCGAAGGAAGUGGCAAUGAGGCCGUUGACAAUCUCAACCCAACCGAUGGAAGCAAUGGAGAUACUACUGAUGGGGACAACAAUGCUUCUGGCAAUGAUGGUGGGGAUGGCAGUGAUGGUGGAGACGCGAGUGAUGGAACUAGUGGCAAUCCAUCCAACUCGGAUGGAACCAGCGACGGCAAUAGUCCCACUGCAGGCAAUGGAUCUUCCGAGCCAAAUGUUUUUACGGUUCCAACGGCACCACCCACACAAACCACACUCGCAACUCCCAAGGAACCCGCCAAAGCACCCAAAACACCGGAACCCACACGAUUUCCCACUCCACCACCAACGCCAUACCCCACACCACCCCCGACUCCGGGGCCCACACCGCCACCAACUCGGCCUCCCACUCAGGAGCCCACAGUGACACCCCGUCCAACUCCUCGGCCAACUACAGAACCAUCAGCACUGCCCACGCAAGAACCAACUUGGAAGCCGACUACGGCACCCACACCAGUACCUCCUGGUAUUACUGUGACUUAUGUUCCAGGCAAAUUGACCAGGAUGGAAAAUGGAAUACGAUUGAGCCAAGGACUCAAGAGUAGAAUCAUUGCGCGAACUGGGCAAAGGGUCCCACUGACGGCCAAUGAAGGCAUUCGGGGUGCCAGUACACAGUCCAAUGAACCAUUUCAUGUUCGACCGGAUGGAGCGGAAGUGUUUUUCGACUCGGAUACCGGAGGAUGGGCCUAUCUCAGCAACUCGGAAUCCAAGAAACAAGGAGAAGGCGGUGUCGGGGCCAUUUACUUUGAUAAGAACGGAGAGGUUGUGGAUUACAAAAUGCUACUAAAAGAUACGACUUGGAAUUGUGCAGGAGGAAAGACACCUUGGGACACAUGGGUCUCGUGCGAGGAAAUACGAGGCGGAUCCAUUUACCAAGUCGAUCCCUUUGACCGUCGACCUCCUCAAGAAACCACAAUGGGUCAAAUGAGAGGAGGUUUCUACGAAACAUUUGCGUAUGAUGUUCGGGAUUCCACAAAACCCCGAUUCUUCGCCACGGAAGAUCAUCACCGAGGCACUUUGAGGCGAUUUACACCCAACGAUGCGAGUUGGUUCGAUCCUUGGAAUAUGCUGCACAGCGAGGGUGAACUAGAAUACAUGUACAUGACACCGGAUGAUGACACCAACCGAACAGGUACCUUCCGAUGGACGACGGACUUUGAAACGGCCCGCAACAAUGCUUUCCUUUACUUCCAAAAUAGCGAAGGGCUGGACGUUCGAGACAAUGAAUUGUACGCUACUUGCAAGUACUACAAGGAAUUGUUCAUUUUCAAUUUGGAUGACUUUACAUAUACCGUCCACUCGACGGUAUCUGGUCUCUUUGAUGGGAUGCCCGAUCAAAUCAAACGAUUGGUACAUGAUGAAGAUGAAUUGCUGUACAUGUGUGAAGAAUCCGGCAGCGAAAACGGGAUCCACGCAAGAAAUUCCAGGGGCUGGUUCUUUACUAUCCUCGAGUCGGCUCAGAUUAACGAUGAGACGACUGGAUUGGCUUUUUCACCAGACAACAAGCACAUGUACCUGGCUUACCAAGACACCGGACUGAUAUUUGACGUCUGGCGAGAAGAUGGAUUGCCAUUCAACGGUAGAACAUUGAAUGUCAGAUACCACGAAAAUGCUCAACGAGGAUGA
This is a messenger RNA of Cylindrotheca closterium, 2709 nucleotides long. NCBI's taxonomy places the organism in Eukaryota, Bacillariophyta, Bacillariophyceae, Bacillariales, Bacillariaceae. The record is from the annotation of a GenBank genome assembly.